CACUGGGCCAGAAGCCCGGACCUCACCCACUCCUUCCCAUGCUCAGCCUCCUGGAGUCUCCUCCGUAACCCUUUGGUUUCCUGAGAGGAGCAAGGUGCUUUGAAGGAGCCUCCAUGGUGGCCAGGGCUGAGGGUGUAUGCUAAGUGGGCGGAGGGUGGGAGUCCCAGGGACCAUGGCCCGGAAAGGGAGGUGGUGUUUUCCACAGACUCUUGUUCUAGAGCCAGAGGGGCAAAACAAGCACGAGGCUGCAUCAGAAGCUCCCUCGGUGGGGAGGGGGGUUGUGGGUCCCCAGUUCCUGGCAUGCAGCCUGGGGGGGUUGUGGGUCCCCAGUUCCUGGCAUGCAGCCCGGGGGGUGUUGUGGGUCCCCAGUUCCUGGCAUGCAGCCCGGGGGGUGUUGUGGGUCCCCAGUUCCUGGCAUGCAGCCUGGGGGGUGUUGUGGGUCUCCAGUUCCUGGCAUGCAGCCCUGAUCCUGGGGCCUGGCUGCCAGCUUCCGCCUGGGCUGGCAUAGGGGACAUGCAGUUGGCCACUCUGGCUCUGAGCUGGCUGGGCACAACGUAUCAGGGUGAGGGGGGCCCUAGGGGCCUCAAGCAGGAGGGCUGAGGACACCACCAGUUAGUCUAUUGGUGGGUGGCUUUGGGUGGCACCAGUGCUGGGUGGCGUGGGUUUGACCUGUUCUCCCUCCUGGCUCAGCACGGGCCCGAGAGCCCAGUGUCCUUCGGGCCUGCCCUUCCUGGAGCAUGUCUGGUUGGAAGGGUGUCCCCACAAGGCUGUAAGAUGGUGGGGGCUGGCUGCUGGUUAAAUUUAGUGUGGGGGGUGGGGCAGCUGCCCAAGGUCCACCUGCCACCAGGGUUGCCACUUGGGCUCUGCUGCCAGGGGGCGGGCAGGGGCUGGCUCUGCCUGAGGCCAGGCCCAUAUUAACUUGUGCUCCAGCCUGGAGGCCAGAGGGCCAGGCCUGCACCGGGGAGGCCGUUGUGGCAGCGGAGCAGAGAAGUGCAAGGUGAGAGGCCUGGGGGCCAGCUGUCCGGGGUUCCUUACAGCUUUUCCCCUGGCCAGCAGAAUCAGAGGAGCCAAGGCCCGCCUUGGGCCUGACCGGCUGCCCACAGCCCUGCUCAGAGGGCCGACUCCCUGACCCCCGUGGUUCAGGUUUCAUUGUGGGCCACUGGGGUGGGCCAGCAUUGAGCGUGGCCUUUCAGCUCUGCAGGUCUGUGGAGGUGGGGCUCUGGUGGCCUAUGACAACUCGCUUCCUACUCUCUCCUCCAAUGGGGAACAAGAGGGACGGAGAACUCAGGUCACCCCUAGCCUGGGGUGUGUCCCAAGGGCAACCCUAGGCUAGUGCCUGGCAAAAGGGCAUGACAGCAGCCACGGUGUGAGGUGUCACAGGGCCCAGAGCUAGACUGCCUGGCUCCAGCCCCUCCCCUAGCCCCUCACAGGGCUCAUCAGGGACUAAGGUCCAGAUACAGCUUUUGCUGCCUCCGGGCCAUGGCUGCCAGCCCUGCAGAGGCCAGAGGGAACCCAGAGCCCGAACAUGCCUCCCCUCCCCCUAGCACCCCCUGGAUUCCUGAGGUCUGGCUCAGUUACUAGGGGAGGUCCGCAGGCCCAAGCAAAGAUUCGGGUGCCACAAGGGCUAGGCCUCAGCCAAGUCCUGCUAGGGUAAAUCCCAGCAGCCCAGGCUCCAGUCUUGCCUUGGGGGUCCCUCCUUUCCAGCUCUGCCAGCCCCUUAGGGCUGCCAGGCACUCAUUUCACCCCCUCAGCAACUCAGGCCCUCCACCUUUUCCCCUCCCCCCCAUGCCUCGUCCCUCAGCGCUGUCAGGACUGACGUCUGUACCUACCCCCCAUGUGGGUCUCCUACUCUCCCUUUCUGGGGACAUUGGGCAGGCACUGGGCCUCACCCCAAGCCCCGCCUGCCGCCUCACCCACUGCCUCUGCCUCCCUGGGGCAGAGCUGUGCCCAGACGGGUGGGGCGGGGCCCAACAGUCCCCAGCUCCUUCAGCCCUUGCUGUCCCUACCAGUGGGGCCAGCUGCGGUGAAGAGAGUGCCCUCUUGUCCAGAGUCCCCCUGCUACGGCUGCCCCCUCCCAGCCUUGGCCCACUGAGCCGGACCCAGCUGUCUCCAUUCCCACUUCUGGUCCUGCCACUGCCUGAGCUGCCUUCCUGCCUGGUCUGGGUAGAGUCAUGGCCUCAAGCACAGUUGACCAGAGCCAGGUGGCAAGGAACGGGCUUCGGGAGAAGGUGCUGACGCUGAACAGCAUGAACCCGAGAGUCCGGAGGGUGGAGUAUGCAGUGCGUGGCCCCAUAGUGCAGCGAGCCUUGGAGCUGGAGCAGGAACUGCGCCAGGGUGUGAAGAAGCCUUUCACCGAGGUCAUCCGUGCCAACAUCGGGGAUGCACAGGCUAUGGGGCAGAGGCCCAUCACCUUCCUGCGUCAGGUCCUGGCCCUCUGUGUCAACCCUGAUCUUCUGAACAGCCCCAACUUCCCUGAUGAUGCCAAGAAAAGGGCGGAACGCAUCCUGCAGGCAUGCGGGGGCCACAGCCUGGGGGCCUACAGCAUCAGCUCCGGCAUCCAGCUGAUCCGGGAGGACGUGGCGCAGUACAUUGAGAGGCGAGACGGAGGCAUCCCUGCUGACCCCAACAACGUCUUCCUGUCCACAGGGGCCAGCGAUGCCAUUGUGACAGUACUGAAGCUGCUGGUGGCUGGUGAGGGCCACACGCGCACAGGCGUGCUCAUCCCCAUCCCCCAGUACCCACUCUACUCGGCCACACUGGCAGAGCUGGGCGCGGUGCAGGUGGAUUACUACCUGGAGGAGGAGCGCGCCUGGGCGCUGGACGUGGCUGAGCUUCACCGUGCCCUGUGCCAGGCGCGUGACCACUGCUGCCCUCGCGCGCUCUGUGUCAUCAACCCCGGAAACCCCACCGGGCAGGUGCAGACCCGUGAGUGCAUCGAGGACGUGAUCCGCUUCGCCUUCCAAGAGCGGCUCUUUCUGCUGGCUGACGAGAAGGUGCUCAUGGAGAUGGGGCCGCCCUAUGCCGUGCAGCAGGAGCUCGCCUCCUUCCACUCCACCUCCAAGGGCUACAUGGGCGAGUGUGGGUUCCGCGGCGGCUACGUGGAGGUGGUGAACAUGGACCCUGCGGUGCAGCAGCAGAUGCUGAAGCUGAUGAGCGUGCGACUGUGCCCGCCGGUGCCAGGCCAGGCCCUGCUGGACCUGGUGGUCAGCCCGCCCGCACCCACCGACCCCUCCUUCAUGCAGUUCCAGGCUGAGAGGCAGGCAGUGCUGGCAGAGCUGGCGGCCAAGGCCAGGCUCACCGAGCAGGUCUUCAGUGAGGCUCCCGGCAUCAGCUGCAACCCAGUGCAGGGCGCCAUGUACUCCUUCCCGCGCAUUCAGCUGCCCCCGAGGGCGGUGCAGCUUGCUCAGGAGCUGGGCCUGGCCCCGGACAUGUUCUUCUGCCUGUGCCUCCUGGAGGAGACCGGCAUCUGUGUGGUGCCUGGGAGCGGCUUUGGGCAGCGGGAAGGCACCUACCACUUCCGGAUGACCAUUCUGCCCCCCUUGGAGAAGCUGCGACUGCUGCUGGAGAAGCUGACCAGGUUCCAUGCCAAGUUCACCCUCGAGUACUCCUGAGCACCCCAGCUGGGGCCAGGCUGGCCGCCCUGGACUGUGUGCUCAGGGCCCUGGGCGCCUUUGGAGCCCACUGUACUUGCUCUUGCUGCCUGCGGGGGCUGGGCCCCUGCCUGUCUGCAGGUCCCUAAUAAAGCUGUGUGUUAGUCUGA
Messenger RNA from Callithrix jacchus (white-tufted-ear marmoset), 3760 nucleotides. The record is from RefSeq and is a predicted model, not a curated record. NCBI's taxonomy places the organism in Eukaryota, Metazoa, Chordata, Mammalia, Primates, Cebidae.